Molecule: messenger RNA, 770 nt
Organism: Tilletiaria anomala UBC 951
Lineage: Eukaryota; Fungi; Basidiomycota; Exobasidiomycetes; Georgefischeriales; Tilletiariaceae
Product: cytochrome-c from the OXPHOS pathway
Exons: 5
Coding region: 71-397 (108 amino acids)
Biological process (GO): mitochondrial electron transport, ubiquinol to cytochrome c; mitochondrial electron transport, cytochrome c to oxygen
Cellular component (GO): mitochondrial intermembrane space
Molecular function (GO): electron transfer activity; heme binding
Source: RefSeq, a predicted model, not a curated record
CUGCCCAUCACGUAUCAAGACCUCUUCAUCGCGAAUUAUUUUAACCUCAAGCCAGCGAGCAGCAUUCAAGAUGGGUUUUUCUGACGGAGACGUAAAAAAGGGUGCCGGUCUCUUCAAGACCCGCUGUGCCCAGUGCCACACUGUCGAGGCUGGCGGCCCGCACAAGGUCGGCCCCAACCUCCACGGCAUCUUCGGCCGCAAAACUGGGCAGGGAGAGGGCUUCUCGUACACUGACGCUAACGUCAAGAAGGGCAUCACCUGGAACGAGGACACCCUUUUCGAGUACCUCGAGAACCCAAAGAAGUACAUUCCAGGUACCAAGAUGGCAUUUGCUGGUCUGAAGAAGGACAAGGACCGCAACGACCUUAUCACCUGGAUGCGGGAGAACACCAAGUAAAGAAGAUACUUGACACUUGCUCUGUCUCGUCCCUGCUUUCAACGCUUGCACCCCCAGUGCCAUACAAUUUUCCAACUCGAAAUCCCAGCAUCACAGCAUAGACGCGUUGGACAUCUCGUUCGCUCCUUGUCGCAUUAACGAGCGAGCGCAUGGUCUGAGGAGGAGUCUUUUCGCAAACAAGGAGAGGGAUGUGAUACACCCUCACUGCAGUCAACGAAAUCAAAAAGCGUAAAGCACGCUGGUGUCCACUCCUGGCUCGUCUUGUCUAAUGAAUAGAAUUCAUCUGUAACGCCAAUUUUUAUCUAUAGACUUCUGGAGCCCGACAACACUUGAGCGAGCGUCUUGUACCUUGGAUGCACCUCAUCCAGAAGAG